Messenger RNA from Diabrotica virgifera virgifera (western corn rootworm), 9953 nucleotides. RefSeq names its product rho guanine nucleotide exchange factor 10. Gene Ontology annotation, molecular function: guanyl-nucleotide exchange factor activity. The coding region runs from base 731 to 4129 and encodes 1132 amino acids. Lineage: Eukaryota; Metazoa; Arthropoda; Insecta; Coleoptera; Chrysomelidae. The transcript has 14 exons. Gene Ontology annotation, biological process: positive regulation of stress fiber assembly; actin cytoskeleton organization. The record is from RefSeq and is a predicted model, not a curated record.
AGUGAUUAGACAAGAAACGCGGUCUUCAGACGAGUUUCAAUCGCAUGGGGCGAGAGUUUUCGAACUGUCAGUUGAGUUUCGGUAGUGUUUUUUAAUUGUGCGUGUAUGUGACUUGUGGAAUAAAAACAGUGAAACAUAAGUUUUAAAAGGACGAGUUUUACUUGUGGACUUUCAAUUUAUUUAUAUGCAAUCCUUUUUUGUUAGGAAACCAAGUCCAGCAGUUCGUAAGUUCUACCCAUGUUGAGUGAUAUCGUAAAAUAUAAACAAAACCUGAUUUGAAGAACAAAACUACAAAAUAAAUGAACCCAGAAUUCGCUCAGGUACUUGGGAAGAACCGACAUGUGAACAUAGAGUGGCGCCCCCGCUUACUCACUCCCGCACCCUGCAACACACUGGUUCUCAGAGGAGUUCUGAGGACAGUUGGUGUUCGGGGUCCGAUCCAGAACUGUCUUCGGACGAGGAAAGCGAUAGAAGCGGCGCAUCCAGUAAUAGGAGUAAUGGUCAGCUUAGAAACACGUUGAACAAAGCACGUACGCUGUGUGAUAAAUGGCGGGGAAGUGGAGGCAUAGGUUCGAACAACCGUCUGUCAUUGGACAGUGCUUUGCCAGUCGACACUUCCCCCCAAAAUCAUGGCAGAUUGUCCCGAUGGUUUUCCAUCAGAAGAGGGAGUAACCAUCAAUAUGAUAUAGAAAAUGCAGACGCCCAAAGAACCCCACCAAAUUCCAAUAAAAUGCCACAAUUACCCGAGGUAGAAGAAGAAGCUGGUUUACAUUUUUCCAGCUGCAAUUCUUCCCAGCGGCGGCAGCUACCACCCAGUUUGCCCCCGCCUCCUCCUAAUUUAACCCCCUUACAGUUAAAAAGGAGGAUGAUAGUAUCAGCCAUUGUACAUAGUGAAAAUUCAUACAUAGCUACUCUACAAAGGCUAGUAAACGAUUACAAAAAGCCCUUAGAAGAAAGCAACCCUCCAGUGUUAAGCAGUUCAAAAAUCCAGACUUUAUUCCAUAGACUACCAGAGAUCUUACAGUGCCAUACACUUUUUCGAAUAGCUAUAGCAGAAUAUGUCAGAAAUUGGGACAGAGACGAGAAGAUCGGUGAUGUGUUCGUAGCUUCGUUUUCCAAAGCUAUAGUGCUGGACAUUUAUAGCGGUUUCAUCAACAACUUUUCCGUUGCCAUGGACCUUGCGAAAAUGGAAGCUAAAAGAAAAUCGGCAUUGGCAGAUUUUCUUAAGGUGAAGCAAAUCAGUUCACAUGAUCGAUUAUCAUUUUUUGGACUCAUGGUCAAACCUGUCCAAAGAUUUCCACAGUUCAUUUUAUUUCUACAGGAUCUAUUAAAAUACACUCCACAUGGCCAUCACGACCGCAUGUCUCUCCAGCUAGCUCUAACCCAACUCGAAUCAUUGGCAGAAAUGCUCAACGAAAGAAAGAGGGAAGCGGAACAAUAUCAAGCAUUCAAAGAAAUGCUGAGAAAUAUUAGCGGAAAAUUCUCUGUCAGGCCAUUGUCAGACAGUAAUAGGUAUCUUCUAAGGGAAGAUAAUGUAACACAAUUGGAAUAUAGCCAAAACGGCAUGAUAACCAAAGCAAAGAGCCGACGACUACUUCUCCUUAACGAUCUAGUUGUCUGCGUCGCGGUAGCUUCCAAGUCAGCUGACGAUUUCAGCAACAAUGAAAGACUGAGUCUAAAAUGGACCUAUCCCGUAUCGGACAUUGAAAUUCAAGAUACCAGUACUUCUCCUACGCUUAGUAGGAUACUUACGUCACACGGUUCUAAGGGAGGAAGCGUGAAGUCUAACGGCUCAUUCGAAGGAACUCCUCCACAAGAAGCAAGUAACUUAUGUGCAGAGAUGAGCAACCUCAUGCACGACUAUGAAGUUAUGAGCAGAAUAAGCGAUCUUACUGGUCAACUAAAGGGUAGCUACAAAGACAUUAACCUAGAUAAUUCUAGAAAAAUACUUCACCAAAUCCAGAGUUCAAUCCAACAAAAGGACGAAGAAAUGGCAUGGAUGGACUCGUGUUGUCUUCAGCUAGUGAUUAAAGUCAAAGGAAAAGAGGAAAUAUUCACGUUCCAAACUGAUAAUCCUAAUAUAAAGAAGGAGUGGAUUACAGAAUUAAGACUGGCGCAGUUGGCAUUGGACCCGAACAACUCUCCAGCCUGGGAAGUACCUGAACAAGAACAAAGACCAUCUACAAAAAUGCCGCUCUUCGUGAAGUCACAGAGUGUGUACAGUUCACAGCAUCAAACAGAGGUGCGCUGUGGUUGUUACUACACUGUAACUUUACCAAAGACAGCCAAAAGGAGACAUCGGAUCCAAAACUACCUGUGGGUUUGCACAACAGAUGGAGCCAGCAGUCACAUUUCCGUACUUGCUCAACACCACCAACAGGCUGGAUAUCUGAAAGACUUCACAUCAUUUUCGCUAGUGGAAACUCAGAUAACCGCUAUGGAGUUUGUAAAAGGUUCUUCGCCGCCGUGUCCAAACUUAGCUACAGACACAGUCUGGAUUGGUACCGACAGGCACAAACUUCUCUUGUACGCCGCCGAUGAACCUGAAAAACAAGAAGAAAUAGCCAAUACGACAGUUUCUGACGUCAUAAUGCAUAUUAAAUACCACUGUGAUAAUGUUUUCGUGGCUCUGGCCAAUGGAAAUCUCUGUGUAUAUAGAAAGAACCCCAUAGACGGUGCUUGGCUCAUCAACGAGCCUCAAGUCUUGAAUUUAGGAACUGACCCAGUGUCGUGCUUAUUGCCAAUCAACCUUUCGUUGUAUGCCGCUUGCGGAAAGAAGGUAUGGGUAUUAAAUGGUAUGACAGGAGACGUACAGAAAAAUUUCUCUAUACAACAUGAGCACUUCGGAAAUGUCAAUCUUAUGGCCCAUAGUGGUAUAGGUUUAUGGAUAUCCCAGAAAAAUUCUAGUACAAUAUGUCUGUACCACACAGAAACGUUUAAACAUCUCCAAGACAUCAACAUAGCUUCGAUAGUCAUGAGAAUCAACGGCUCUCUAGGUCCCAGAGAUUCUUUGAACAACAAUAGAUCGGUGGUAUAUGUCACUGCUCUUUUAGCCUGUAAGGGAUUAUUGUGGGUAGGAACCAAUGUAGGUAGAGCUUUGACGAUACCACUGCCAAGACUGGAAGGAGUGCCCAUCAUUAGUGGGCGGGUGAAUAUUUCCUAUCACGCUCAUUUUGGACCAAUAUCCUUUCUACUAGCUCUACAACCAAAGAAUUACAAUAACUCUUCACUAAAGUCAGCUUUAAGCAAAGAAGAAGUAAAACAAGAAUCUGAAAGUAUGGAUAAUAGCUUUGUAGAAAAGUCAGAAGAUAGUCCAAUUAGACCUAAAAUGGAAAAGCAGCUGUCUGACAGCUCGAUGCAUAGCGUGUCUGCCAAACUUAAAUACCUGGCCGGUAGUCCCGUAGUUUUAAGAAAAAGAAGAAGUAAAGAAAACGAUCUGGCGAGGAUAUCUAAGACGUUACCAAGAGGUUUAGGUAACGGUGGGUCAAUCUUCUCAACUUCUAGCACAUCUUCCCAAAGCUCAGGUGAUACAAAUAACGUAUACGGACUCUACAGCGAACUGAUGUACGUCAAAGACUACGAGCGGGAAGAAAACAUCCUCACCGAUCCAGUAUAUGAAUCUCUUAGACGCAGCGAUCCAGAACUAGCUGCUAUUCCAAACAAAGUCAGUACUCUCGACAGAAGACUAAAGAUGAAGGUAUCUCGGCCAAGAUCUUUAGACUUAUCGAAUUGGUCGGUAGACUCCAGGUCCUCUAGCCUCUGUACUUCGUCUGGAUCAGAAGAGAGCAUGGCUAUGAGGCUUAACAACAUGGCGCGAAGCGUCUCAAGAAACAACUCGAAUGCCUCAAGACAGCUGAACGGUGUUAGUGAAACAGUUAUAGAAAAAGAAACUCCGGUAGACAAAGAGGCUGUCAGUGUAGUAAAACCAACAAACAGUAGGACAUUAUCUAAGAACAAAAAUAAUAAUUUUGACAACGGUAGAAGGACUGUCAUUACUUUAAUGGGUGGGAGAGGUUAUGUCAAUUACAGACAACCCUGCUGCUCAGCAGAUAAAAUGAAACCCGGUAUUACCGGCAAAGAUGCUAAUUGUAAUGAUGCUCAUAUUGUUAUAUGGGAAUUAAAAUUGUGAUCUGUUUAGGACAAAAAUGUUUUUAUUAAAGAUUAUUUAAAAAAUAGAGAAAGCGUUUUGUGGUCUAUGAAACCUGUACAAAACGAGUCAGAAAAAUAGAAAUAUAUUAUAUAAUAAUAGCCAAAAGAUUUUCUAAUAAUGUUAGCCCAAUAUUAUAAACUAUUGCCCACUAUUAUCAGUGUAACAUGUACUUUUCUACCAAAUAUUUUAUAUCUAAUAUAACUGGUAAUAUUGUCAAGUAGAAUUAGUUUUAUAUCCUUAAUUUAAUGAAUGGGAGAUAAAAAUCCUUGAUCACCAAUCUGUAUACGAUUUCUGAAUGUAUAUACCAGCCAACUCUCUUAGUGAAUCUUACUUCUUUACUAAAUUCUUUACUUCACUUCAUCGUAGUCUUUCGUUUGUCCAUGUUCUUCUAUUUGACUUCAGUUCUUAGUAGGUUUUUAUGGAUUUUCCUUUUCCCAUAUACAUGUUCUUUUUGGAGUUAUUUCAAUAAGAGUAUCAUACAAACUCAACUGUUUUUUAUUAAUAAUAUUUUAAUUUUUAGUUAAUACUUUAUUUCAUAUUGAGUGGGUACCAUUUGAUAUUAGGUAUUCAGGUACUUCUGAUAUAUUCAAGUGAUUCAGUCUUACACUAUGUAUAUUCAGGUUCAGUUUCCACUAUCUUUUUGUGUUUAUUGUAUUAGAAAAUACCCUUUAUUUUUGUUUCCAAAUUAAAAUAUAGCCUUGGUAAUUUGUUUUUCUCUACCAAAGAUUUCUGUAUUGAUAUUUCCAUUAAUAUCGCUACCCAGGUAAUUGUAGAUUGUGAAUAGUCAAAUUCAUUUGCUUUGCAUUUUUUUACACCUAUUGAUUGAAUUUUUUGUAAUAAAAAAAUAUUGCUCAAAUUUUUUCAGAUAUUACAACUUUCUGACUGAUUUUUGACUCGGUUUGUACAUCUAAAUUAAAUUUUUUUAUAUUUUUUGAUAACUUAAAAGAUAUUUGCAAAAACAUCAGACCGAAUAAGCCUUUUCUCAACACUUAUUGAGUGCUUUUUAUAUGGUAACAUUGUUAUUGUAGAUCAAAAGAGAUAGAAAAUUGAGUAAAAUAGAUUCAUCGAGUUGUCUAAUUGUUUACAGGUUUAUAUUAUUUUCUUUUGUUUAUAUAAUUAAUAAACAUCUUAAAAUCUCAAAUAGUCUUUCUGCGUCUUUCUAAAAGUUGUGCUCUAAGCCUCUAUAGGUAGGACUUGUACUAUAUUCGUCCGUCUUCUUUACAUGCUCUUACCCAAUAAAAAUAAUCAUAUCUUGACUGAUUUAUUAAGCUGGGUUUAUUAUUAUUCCUCGUUUGUAUUAAUGUCUAAAUUCUCAAUUUUUUAGCGUUCAUACACCUACACUCUCUGUUAAUUUCUAAAUUCUAUUUUUCAUUUGAGUGUAUAAAAUUGAAGGUUGUCUUUUCAGAUAGACACCACAAAGAGGUGUAAUUCUUUAUAGAGCAGGACGCAACUGUAAACAUAUUAGUACAUUUGGAUGUUGAGAGGUGACUCAUAUUUUUUUGCAGAAAUUACUUGUAAAUAACUCAUAUAAUAAUAUUUGAGCUAUCCUCCCUCUCAAGAAGGUCCGGAACAUUGUUUAAAUAAUCAAAAUGUCAAAAAAUUAAGGAAAAAGUCGAUUUUUUUCUUCGUUUUUUGAUUAUAGUUUUCAUUUCCGAGAAAAGUUGCACUGACAUAAAAGUUGCGUAAUUAAAUUUUCAGUAGUAAUUGCACAAGAGCUCUAAAAUUAUCGAAUUUUUCCCGAGUGACACUUUGACAGUUUUAAUUUCACGACCCGAAGGAGAGUGAAAUUAUGUCAAAGUGUCACGAGGGCAACAAUUCGAUAAUAAUUUUAGAGAUCGAGUGCAAUUUGCUGCGAUUAUUUCAUGAAUAAAACUGUUCAAAACCACAAAUAUGUACCAAAAAAAAAAUUGUAUUGUAAUUUAUUUAUGUAAGUACAAAUUAUUAGUACAAUUAAACACACAGUUGUUUUAAAUAUUUGACUGUUGAAAGUCAUUACUUUUAUAUUGUUCUGAAGCUAUUUCCUUGUGGCAUUUUUAUAAUUAACUAUUUAGAUGGGAAAUAAGCCACAAUUAAAUUGAUAAAAUAAUUUUAUUAACGUUUCGACGCCCAUAUCGGGUGUCGUUGUCAAAAUACAUAAUACUACUAGAUUAAACAAAAAUGUUGUUGCUUAGUAAAAAAUUCUUCUAAUAAUAAUAAAUAUAAACGUGAAUAAAAUUAAUUUUUCAAUUUAAUUGUGGCUUAUUUCCCAUCUAAAUAGUUAAUUAUCACUUUUAUAAUUUUUAAAACAUUAAUUGUCAUUACUGUCACUUAAUGUAUUUUUUCGUAGCAACGAAGGGCAUCUGACGUAAUAUACUUGACGACGGGAUAUUAUCAAAAAUUAUCACUUUAAUUUUUAUUUAUGUAGCUUUCUAUUGGUCAGAAUCUCCUAUGAAUGAAAUAAUCUACAAUAUAAGAUUGGUUGAAAAUUUUAAAAAUUGUCACCCUUGUUGCAAAAUAGCAAAAAAAACAUAAAAAACAGUAUUCGCAUUUUACGUUUUUCAACCAUUUAGAACCUUCACAUUUUACCCUUAAAAACUUUAGAAUAUAAUAAAACAACACUGUAAAAUUCAUUAAGAACGGUUCAAUAGAUUUUGCAAAAUAAAUUUUAUAAUCCAGCUUUCGCAAAAAAAAUAAUUUUUUCAAAAUUUUUCAUAACUGAAAAUAAAGCAGGCAAGUUGAAUUUUUUUUGUAUAUAGAAGAAUACGUUACCUUUCAUUUGCAAUUUUCAAAAUUAAAAUCGGUUUACUACCACAGCGUCAGGAAUUUUUUUAAAUAAACAUUAAUUUUUGGUGCUACGCGCAGGACAGCGGAUACGUUUGCUCUGAUUGGGCAUUUCAGUGACCUUUGAUAAUGAUUGAUAAAUUUUAAUUUUUAGUAAAUUUCGAUAUAAAUAAAUAAAUUUGUUUAUUGCAAAAUAAAAACACCUACUCUGUCCUUUGAAAUAACACUUUUUUUAACAAAACUUUCUUUGUUCAUAUAUUUUAACAAUAAAAGUUUAUUAUUUUUAAACAUAUGCAAUUGUUUAAACAGUAUUUCAAAAACAAUAAUCAAACUAGUUUGAUUUUUGUGGAAUUAAAAUGUUAAAAUACAACAAAAUAUAGAGUAAGAAAAUAAUAUAUCAGAUAAAUAUUGGAAGAAAUUUUGGUGGAAAUCAACUUGUGUAAAUCGAACACCGCUGUGCUGCGCGUAGCACCAAAAAUUAAUGUUUAUUUAAAAAAAAUUCUGACGCUGUGAAGGUUAAUCGAUUUUAAUUUUGCUAUUUUGCAACAAGGGUGACAAUUUUUAAAACUUUUAACCAAUCCUAUAUUGUAGGAAAUUUAAUUACGCAACUUUUAUGUUAGUACAACUUUUCACGGAAGUGAAUAGUUUUAAAGUUAUAAUCAAAAAACGAAGAAAAAUCGAAUUUUUCCUUCAUUUUUUGACAUUUUGAUUAUUUAAACAAUGUUCCGGACCUUUUUGAGUGGGAGGGGAGGAUAACUCAAUUAUUAUUAUAUGAGUUAAUUCCAAGCAAUUUCUGCAAAAAAAUAUGAGUCACCUCUCAACGUCCAUCUCAAAACAGAUGCGCCCUGGACUAUUAAAAGAAACUUGUGUUCAGAUUCUAUAUAACGGAUAAUGAUUAAAUGGUUUGUUUUAUAUCUUCUAUGUCUUUAUAAUCAGUAUAUUCUAAGGAUUAAAAAUAUAUACUUUGAAUUCUUCGGUUAUAAAUAAUUAUCAUAAUGUAUAUUUUAAAUUUAUGAGAAGAGAAGAAGAAAAUGAAUUAACUAGACCCCCAACGCUAGAGGAGGUCCAAUCGGCAAUCCACAUACAAAAAAGCCAUAAAGCACCGGGAAUAGAUAAAAUACCGGCAGAACUACUCAAGCAAGGAGGAAGGAAUUUGACACAACAGAUGUACCAGCUAAUACGAGAGAUAUGGAUAGAAGAAGAAAUUCCCCAACAAUGAAAGAAAAGUAUAAUCUGCCCUAUUUAUAAAAAAGGAGACAACCUGUUGUGUCAGAAUUAUAGAGGCAUCUCUUUACUUUGUUCGGGAUACGAAAUAUUCACAAACAUCCUUAAUCGAAGACUUCAACCUCUCACGGAAAAAAUCAUCGGGGAAUAUCAAGCAGGGUUUAGGCAAAAUAGAUCUACCAUUGACCAACUAUUUACAGUUAAACAAAUAGUAGCCAAAGCAUGGGAAUAUGACAUGGACGUUUACAAUCUCUUUGUAGAUUUUAAACAAGCCUAUGAUUCAAUAGAUAGAACAAUUCUACCUAAUAUAUUGGAAGAAUUUGGCAUACUAUCAAAAUUAAUACGACUAGUGCAAAUGACAAUGACAGAAACAGAAGCACAAGUAUGUAUUCAAGGACAGAUCACUGAUGCGUUUACGAUAACGCAAGGACUGAAACAAGGCGACGGACUGGCUCCAACGCUUUUUAAUCUUGUUCUUGAAUAUGUAAUUAGACGGUUGACGGUGAGUGGAAAUAACAUACUUACAAACAAAUCUACCCAAUGAGCAGCAUACGCGGAUGAUAUAAACAUAAUGAGCAGAACAAUGAAUGCAGCGGAAGAAACCUACGUUGAGUUGAAACAGAGUGCAGAAGCAGUAGGGCUAGCAAUAAACACAAAUAAAACAAAACUACUCAUACAAAACAGAUCAAAUAGACCGGCGCAACAACACUUUAUUGACGAUAUAGAACAUGUGAAUAGAUUCACGUACCUAGGAAUGGAUCUGGUUGCAAGCAAUGAAGAAGAACCGGAAAUUAAUAGAAGGCUUGUGCUGGCAAAUAAAGCCUAUUUUGCGAUGGGCCACAUAUUCAAAUCGCGAGACGUACACCGGAAAACAAAACUCAGGGUAUAUAAAACAAUAAUCAGGCCCAUAGUAAGUUAUGGCUGCGAAACAUGGGUGGUGACACAGAAAUCUGCCAAUGCAUUAGAUGUGUUUGAAAGAAAAGUAUUACGUAGGAUACUGGGCCCAAUAAGUGAAAAUAACAACUGGCGAAUUAGGUAUAAUAGAGAAAUAUACGAGCAAUAUAGCGAACCAACUCUAGCACAACACACUAAACUGCAGAGAUUACGGUGGGCAGGGCACGUGGUCCGCAUGCAUGAGAAUAGAGUCCCCAGAAAAUUGCUGAAUGCAAGAAUGCAGGGAAGAAGACCUGUUGGAAAACCUAAAAAGAGAUGGGAAGACGAAGUCGAUGAGGAUGCCAGAAACUUCCUGGGAACGCGUUCAUGGAAAAGAACAGCGGUAAAUCGAAAUGAUUGGAAAAGCUUAUUGAAUGAGGCCAAGGCUCGAUUUGGGCUGUAGUGCCAUUGGAUGGAUGGAUAUUUUAAAUUAGGUUGUUCCAUUAUUUUUUGUAUGUUUUGUCUCAAUAAAAACUUUUGUCGAAUAUUCAUUGAUCUUCUGUCUUUUAUAGUUUCGAAAAUAACAGCUGUUUUAGUCUGAUAAAAAGCACCCAGUAAAAAAUAAAUGUGUAUUUUAGAUAGCUAUUAUAAAUGUCAAUAUUUUUAUGGCCUAUGAAAUAUUACAAUUUAGGAUCUUUCUAAGUUUAUUUCUUAAUUUAUUUUGAUGUCAAACCAUUUCUUAAUUUAUUAUUUUUGAACAUAAUGUCAUCACAAUUACACAAAAAAUUACCUGGACUACCCUUAUUACCUUUAGAUAUAUUUGUAUAUUUUAUAUUCAACACAUGUCCCUGUUAUUUUUUUAAAAUAGUUGCAUGUUACUAUAAUAAAUUUAUUAUUGUUCACUGUGUUAUAUCAGAGCAUAUAUUGAAAUAAAGUGUAAAACUCA